This is a messenger RNA of Spodoptera littoralis (African cotton leafworm), 2057 nucleotides long. Lineage: Eukaryota; Metazoa; Arthropoda; Insecta; Lepidoptera; Noctuidae. The record is from the annotation of a GenBank genome assembly.
AUGGCUGGAACGAUAUCGAUCGUAGAUAUCUGUAAGUCACUGCUGAAAGAAGACCCUCUGUCUAGGAUCCAACGCGAGAUCAUAGAGGUGACAGAGAGAGAAAGAGAAUUCAAAGAGGGACAUUUUCGAAUGAACAGACUAAUGUCGGAGUCCACCAUCGACGUUAACCAUCAGAACGGCCAUGUGAAUGGCGAUGCGGAAGUCAAGCCGCAGAAGAGCCUCAAUAGAGCCGUUUCUACCUCACACCUGCUGGGUCCAAUUGCACCUUCGCCUCCUGUUACUCCCGCACUCCUCAACACAAAUGGAUACACGAGGCGGUUUACUCCUCAAACGGGAACAAAAGGUAUUAUGCAGCGAUUCAUCGCAAACAAGGGUAAGCUACCAACCCCCACAGGAGGACAAAUUCCUACAACCCCUAUAACGCCAAUCGUGCCACCUCUCGUGUUCCCUACAUCCCCGGUAAUCGCCCCGGUGGUUACCCCUCCCGUCAUUGACCGCACGCCUGAAGGCAAGCCGGUCAGAAAGGGCUACGUCCCUGUAGAGGAAAAAAUACAGAAAGAAUUACAGGAAAUGAAGGACAGGGAACACGAGCUGAAAAAGAUGAGAAAAAAGCAAAAGCCGUAUGACCUAGAGUUGAGUGACAACGAGACAACCUCCGAGUCAGAAGACGAGGAGAUUCCCAUGCCUGGGAAACUGAAGGCGACCAAGUCAAUAGGCGAACUGUAUGAGGCGCUGAACGAGGAGCUGCGGUCGCCCUCACCUAGGAAUAGUUCAGGACAUGACUCCAUUGGUAGCCUGAAGCCCGCUAAGUCGUUGGCGGAGCUGUGUACACUAGCCCCAGGAGAAGAGUUCCUUGCGCCUAGCUCCACGCGACUCAUAGCAAAGUGGGAGUCCCUCAUACAGCAAAAACAAGAGGCUGGCGCCGCUUAGGAUCGUUACAAAUGUUCGAAAAGGCUAACUGGUUCAAAUAUGUUGAUAUGGGCGCGUGACGCCAACUAAACACCGUCGCGUUUCGAGGCAGCUGCCGCAUAGUGAAAAUUAUAUGCAAGGCCGAAAGUGGUACCGUCCGGGUGGCUUCAGUUCGUGCGCGGAUAUUGUUCGGUUCGGUGUAAGAACAGGUGUGAGUGAAGUUAGUAUUCAAAAUCGGCUCGGUGCAGUACACAUGUCGUGUACAGUAAAAUCUCAUAAGUGCGCGUUUGUAGUCUUGAUUUGUUGAUCGAUUUCUUUCCCUGGCAAUCGAUUGUGAAGCAAUUAAUUUUCUCUAGAUAGCGAACAAUGCAAAUGAUGGUUAUCCGUAACAGCAAUUAUCUCGCGCGCUCGCGCACUUGGAAAGCGACCGACACACGAUGCGAACUCGUCUCUGAAGUGUGAGUAACAAGGUUUCUUCCUAUUGUUUCACAUCAAUCUGUGAGCUGAAAAACUUAAUACAUUUUUUCGGCGCGGCGCCGCUUUCCCGUGCACUGCUGUUCUUGUAAAGCCUGCAAGGUGCGCGGGCGCCGACACUCCCGCAUGUUCUUUGUGAAUUGUGAGAAAAUGUAUUGAUCAUAAGAAGUAAGCGAACAACACCUUGAAAUCAGCUCCCAGUAUUGUCGAGAUAUCGCACUCGUUCAUUUAUGAGCCAUUAGACCGAGUUUCCGGUUUAGUUUGUAAGCAUUUAAGUAGUGGCGUCGAUGCAAAGUUUUCACAACACAUCCGAAAUUAUUCAAGUAAUUAAUACAGAGAGUAUUUUACUUAAGAUGGCUUUCGCUUUUAGUUAAAGUAAUAUUCAUUCCGAGCGAGGAACAAUAUGAUUAACUCUUAUCUGUUGCACUUUCGUUUAUUGCAUUCACUAUGCCGCGGCCGCGGCGGCGCGGUUACAUGAUUUAUUCAUCGUUCAAAGAUUAUAGCAUUCUUUCACAUAAUGUUAAGACGUGUGUAGCCCAUAGAGCGGCGCGCGGUGUUCCACUCAGUGCGCCUGCGCAGCCCGCCUCUGGAUAUGAACUAGUCGAAGCUGGACCAUAGUAUAAAGAACAAAGUAGGUUAUCUUCAUACAAAUGCUCCGCGCGCGGCUUAUAUGU